UAUAUCCACAUACAAAAGAGGCCUGGGUCGGAUUUGAAAAAAUCAGAAUUGCACUGUUCACACUUACAUGAAAAAAUCAGAUAUGUGUCACAUAUGGUUAAAAAAUCAGAAUUGACCUGCAGUGUGAACAUAGUCUAAGAAUGGUCCUGGAAUUUGCAUGCUAUCUUUAUUUAGCGCAGUGGUUAUGAAUAACUAUCACAAAGUAGUGAUUUUCAAGGGAAUUCAUAUGGUGAUAAGAAAUAUUUAAGUCAGCUGGUCAUUUUUACUCACUCAAAAUCUGCCAUAUUUUGGUUCUCUCUCCUGCAGCUGUUAUUGUGCCAAGGACCCUGAGUCUUCGCCAGGGAAGACUCACAUGCCCCAGAAAUGAGUGGAAAAGAAACUAAGUUCACAGUUUCUAUACAUAUUCUUUUGUUUUUUUAGGCUUACUUUUUUAUGAAUGCCGAAUUUAGUUAUUUAGCAUUUUUAUAUGGUCUCCUCAUGGCACUUUUUCCCCUCCCUUUGGACAUUGCACUGUUUAAAAUAAAAGAAAACUACUUUAAUUUGUCACGUGUUGUCCUAUUUUGACCUAUUUUGAUGACAAGUACUUUUCGGGUAAAAAUCACCCGGCGAUAGUGUUGAAGGGUUAAGAAAAUAAGUCCAAUUGUCAUAGAAGUGCCUAACUUACCCGGGCUGCUUAAUUCAGCCAUAGAGGGGCGGGCAGUCCAAAACUUGCUCGCCCCGGCGCUUCUCCCAUUGGUGGAGCAGGGUGCCAAAGCCGGAGGGUCCUGAUCGGAGGGUCCAGUGAUUGGCUGCUCGGUUCUCAGUGUGCAGGCAGCGCAGCCUGUCCGUUUGAAUGUGCUGGGGACUGGAGGAGAUCAUUUCCAUGGACCAUCUGUCUCGCUGGCUACCCACACAACAAAGGACCCAGGAUGGUGUUAGUACAUGUUGGAUAUCUGGUUCUCCCCGUCUUCGGCUCAGUUAGAAAUAGAGGUAUGACUAGCUUUAUGUAUUUCAUUUGUUUGAACUCUAACAGAAUUUUCGGUGUCGCUUUUCUUUUUUUUAAAUGUCCUCAAAUGAUGUAAACAGAGAUGACACCUGCUAGCGAAAAACGCAAGCCAGCAUAAUCGCGACAGUCGAGCGUAGAUAACAGAAUCUGUCUUCCUAGCUUGUAGCGUCGCGCGAAUUUAGCCCGAACCGAAACCGUAACAACGUGCUGUAUGUAACUGGAUACAUAUAAUUUUACACACAGGCUGUAAAUAUUUGCGCCAGGGCCUCUUUAACAGCACCAAAUGACUGCAGCUGUCAAAUGGCAGCCACCGCUUUUCUUUUACCCUCAGCUGUGCUCAGCUACAGCGGCUCGCGCGGUUAUCUUUUUUACCUCGUGCGAUGUUUACGUGCAUUAACUGCUAUUUUGUACAGUCACACCGCUAGCUGACGUUACCUAGGUAACAGCUUGAAAUAGCGACGGUUAGUAGCCAAGCUUUAGCUGGUAUCACAAUCUCUGUUUGGGGGUUUUCAUGAAAUUGGCCAAGCAAGCUGGCCACUGUGUCCGAAUAAGCAUUACAAAGAGUAGUUUUCUCAUUACUGUGAAACCUGGAAUCAAAUUUUCUCUAAUUCCUCCUCUUUUUACCUUAAUAAUUGUGAAUAAGUGUCUACUAAUUCUCCUAUUUUCAAUUUAAUGCAGGUAGUGUCUACUAAUACACGUAGCUUAAAAAGGGGGCACAACUAGCUUUUAGAAACGGAUUUAAAAUGGUGGAAAUUUUGCCUUGAACCCUUAAAAAAAGCGUCAAAUGAAACCCAAUAAUUGCACCUCCAGCAUGCAAAGAUGAGUAAUCCACUUGCUGAAUUGGGCAUAAUAACAAUAACAUCAUCCUCCAUUGCAGCAGGCUAUCUGUGUUGAUUAUGUAAUAAUAAUAGUAGUGGUAAUAAUUUGCACUGUUAAAAACUACAUGCAGUAGCACCAAUGAUUUCAUUGUGCUUUUAUUUGUGUUCUUUUUUCCUGUUCCAUAGUAUCGAGGCUGGCUCUACAUUCCGCAUUUCUCAGACCUUUGUCCCCCUCCAUUGUGUAGCUAACGAUCAUCUGCUGCUGUCUGCCGUAGCCUCUGCCUGUUCUCUGCAUCUAGCUGUAUUGUGAACCCCUUCUUCCUCAUUUCCUCUUUCCAUCUGAAGACGACAUUGGCAUUAAAACCGAGUUCCCACUCAUACCGUAUCCUUCUGUGUAACAGACUAAAGAAUAACACCUUCUGUAGAGAAAAAACACUGUCUUUAUUUAAACUGUCAUGUUGCUCUUCAGUGAAUAACCCAUUGUAGCGUUAGACUUUACUACCGACUGUCAUUGUGAUUCUCCCAUUCAGUGUGGAUAGACUACAUUCUGCUGUAAAUUUCUGUAAAGUGGAUACAUUUUGAUCCCCUUCCCCUCGAUUCGAUUAUAGCCAGGCUUGAUCGAACUCUUUCCAUUCCUUAUUUGCAAAGGUGCAUUGUACCAGCAUACUUCAAGUACUUGUAUAAUCACCUUCUCUUUGAUAAUUUAUAAGUAAUAUAACAAUUGGUCAACAUGCACAGAGCUAAAAUCCCUGAUUUAUGUGUGCGGUUAUUUUUGCAUUUGAUGGUCCACUGCACCUGUUAUAGUAGCAUAAACAACUGCUCAUAAUCCUAUCCAUGUGCAAAAGCCUUUGUUCCUACUAGCUGAAUUGAGAAAUUGGCAAGUCAGGUCUAACUCAUCUUGCCAUUCAGAAGGAAUAAAAAAAACUCCCUUUUUCAAUCCACUAUCAUGCACAGCCCCCUCCUCUGAAAUCUCCUCCAGAAUGCUAUCCAUUUUACAGGGAUGUGUAUAUCCUGCACUGCUGUAGAACUCCUUUUAGAAUGAAAAUGUCUUUUUUAUUCUUUGGUUGUUGUUUUCUACCUUAUGUUCUUGUAUUAGAUCCUAAUGCAUGGUCAUUUUAUACUUUCUGUUUUUCCACAUUGAACAGCAGAUUCCAAUGUAAACUUUGUGUAGAGAUGUCCCUGCUAUACUGAACUGUGCUGUAAGCAUACACAUCUACUCAUUGGAUGCUGCUUCUGUUCUGUUAACCCUACAGAGAGCAUGGUCGGGCCUUGCCUUUGGUCUUUAUUUGCAUGGUAUUAUUACGAUUAUAUCAGAGAUAUUACUCUUAUUAUUACUAUUAUCACACAGUGCCACACAUACUAAUAUUUUCCAAUAAAGACUGUAGUUUUCUUUCUAACCUUCAGUGUGCUUUUUGCUGAUUUCCAUGUGUUCCUCCCCUUCCUCCCUUCACACUGUGCUGUCACUGAGACGGUCCCCUCACUCUCUAUGUGCUCUCAUUUCUCAGCUGUCUAUGACAGACUUUUCUCAAGUUGCUGCUCUGCUUUCUGUAAAGUAGGAGUGACAAAUGUAUAUCUAUUUCGAUAUAAAAAACAAAAGCAUGUUUAAUCUGAACCACAGUAGCACUGGUAGUUUCUGUGAUGCGCUGUCAUUACCUCGUAACCCCUACAGUGUUUACAGAGCACCACAGCCCUCCUCACAUUCACUCAUUGGUGGUCACUGGUGUCAGUCGGGAAAAAUGAGAGUCCUCCUUGAUGGUCUUUAUCUUUUGAUAUCAACAUUGAUGGAAACAAACUUGGGUGCAUUUUCUUCAAUAAGAACAAGCCAAAAGAAAAUUUGAGUUAAUUCAACAAUCUGAUGCAGAAAAAAAUCUGAUAAUUUUUGGGUCUCUUUACUUGCAGCUUUACCUUAGAUGGUUAAUUACACCCCAAAAUAUGAAUAAUUUCUCCAACAUGGUAAAAUGGUACAAACUGGUUGUCUGUGGUGUAUCAAGAUGUUCCCCGUUUUAUUUGUAUGUGGAGAUUUUCACGGCUUAGUGUAAGAAGCUUUAGAGGUGUAUCCUUUCCAUAUACACAUACACAAAGCAGCAUCAAAAAGCGGUUUAAAGUUCAGAGUUUAGAGUUCAGUAAGACUUCCACAAAGGUAUACUCAAAAUUAAGCUUUAUCAAUAAGCUUUUAGCCCAGUUUGGGACAAAGACUGGAAACUAGUAUCUUCGCUUUAACUCAAAACAACAAAAUCUGCCUACUAGCACCUCCAAGACCAACUAAUUUACUGCAUUUGUUCAAUUACAAAAAGGGCUUUUUUGUGUUGUGUGUUGGUCUGUUUCUUUUGGCUCAAGCAGACCCUUAGAUUGAGUCUGCCACAAAACCCCCAUAACAGCUAAGUGUUAUUUUUACACUUCUUUAUGGACUUAACAAAUGGCAGACAGCAUGUUAAUGACUGACCUUUUAAGGCACUCUAGGUGGAUUAUGGUAGCUUUUAGAUUAGUAGAUUAGCUUUUCACGGUUACAAAUAUACAUGUAUGUGCAGGGUUUAUCCUCUUGUUUAUUGCGCCACUUAAAUGUACAACUAUUCCUUUAUGAGUCUUCAAAUAUAGUAGAAAUCAAUUUCACUCAAUCUGCAAAAGGCAGUUAUUUCAUCUGUGGAGUGUUAUAACUGUGUCUGUGUAAUGUAGUCAACUAUUGGCCCCUUUUAUCCAGUCUUUUGCUCACUGAUGAGCAGAACAGACCUUGACACAUUUAUACAAAUAAACCAUUGAAUCGCAGAGACAAGCUACUCACAGCUUUAUAAUGUCAGAAUGAAUUCCUCUAGUCAUCCAGUCAAGCCUUUUGUUGCUUCUGACAACAGAGGAAGGAAACCCAAUUCAGUUCAUGUGACAUUAUAGCUGUAAAUUAGUCACUGCAGGACGUUAGUAAUAUGUCAAAAUAAAGGGUUGACAUUCUGGUCACCGUUAUGGUGGUAUUGUAUUUUAUUUUGUCCCGUAAGAGUCUGUAAUGAUUAAGGAGCUCUAAAAAUAUUUAAAAUCCAAAACUAUUUUCAUGGUUCUUAAUGAAACUCUAAAAUUGAUUCAUCAAAAAGCUUUCUGCAAAGAGUUUGACAGUGGUUACAACAUACAGCACAGGCUUUGGUGUCAUUCAUUUCAAAGUGUGAAAGAUUUUAUUUCAAACAUAAAAUCGGGUGUUUAAAGAGCUGUAGAAGUCUGUGACUUCUUGCCAUUUCUUCAGAGCCACUUAAGCCCUACAUGUGUCCACAAUGUCUGAAAUAGCCACAAGUUAUUUAUGUGUGGGACUAAGGUGUGUCUUAGACAUAACCCUGCAUGUUUGCACAUUUCUCCACAGCUACCAGCUGUAAGACACUUUUAAAUAGCUCAGCAGUGAUAGUGCAUGUUAAUUUACAGAAGCUGCACUGGUUUCAAACAUGUUAAUUUUAGGUGUUUUGGCACAAAGUUUGCACUUAUUUAACCGAUGUUUACAAUCAAAGCCAGUGAGAAAUGAGCGAGCAUUCACUGUUUUGAGAUUUCCCCUCUAAUAGCUAGGCUGAUUUCAUUCAUUAGUCCCUCACUGUGAUUGUGAGUUUUCUAAUCAGUGAUAUCAGCCAGAGGAGCUGUGGGGUUUUAAUGAAAAACUACGUAACCACAGUGUCCUAUGAUGAAAGACCACCACACCAGGCAGAAGACAGGAUUAUGUUAGAGAGGUGGUGCGAUUAUAAAGCUGCAGAGAAGGGAGGGGGGAGGGAAAAAGGGAGACAGGUUCGAUGUCAGACUGCUGCAGUCGCGGCUGGGCAGGGCUUACGGCUGUCACUCACACAGGGACGCCAUGCCGCAGCCACACUGUGGGGGAGGGGCUGCCUGUGCAGCAGCACAGGGGUGAAGAGAGGUGGGUGGUAGUGAGUGAGUGAGUGAGUGUGUGUGUGAGUGUGCAUGGAUGAAUGGAUGGGGGUCUGCUACGCACCAAACAGACAUUUUCUAUCUGAAAGUCUAAAGCAAAGCAGAGACGAAAUGAUAACAGCAUUGGGGCUUUAGUGCCAGCAGCACUGCAGUAUGUCAAAUAUUAAUGUCAGUGGUUCACACUGUGAAACAGCCCAAAGGCAGAUCAUUUGAUAUUAACUCAAAGCUUCUGUCCAGUCUUGUAGGGUCACAAGGUUCACACAAAGUGGUACACAGCCUUAACAAUCCACACCAACAGUCUGCCGUUUCUGCUCUAAUUCCUCAGACACAUGUCCGAUGGCUCAUGGUUCUCUAGGUUCAAUGGCUCCACGUGUCCGGAGGCUAGGUAAAAUGAAGCUUGACAAUGAAAUCAUGAAAACACACUAAAAUGCCACAGUAGCAACACUUCAGUGAGGAUUUAGACAUUUUGGGGAAUACAUAUUUAUUCAUCUGGUAGACAAGUGGAUAGCUACUACUUUUAAAUCACUCCUUAGGCGACGUCCUCGUAACAACCCCGUAGGAAAGCCAAUCUGGCGUAGCAUAAAAUCUUCAAACAGGAAUAACUGUAUAGCAUGGCACUUUACAAAUGCAGUUAAGCCUUUCUCUGGCAUGUACAUGCGUAAAUCAUUAUAAUUCCCAACUAUCUUUACAGGUAAGGAAGCGUGUUUUUAGUUCAUGUUGUGGUUCAUAAAAGGUUUGAACAGAUUUUUAAGCAUAUUUUGGGCCAAAUGUGUAUUAUAUACUAUCAGCUUAGCAACAGCCUCCCUUCCAUGCUGAAAUCAGUUUCAGAGCAGUAUGUGAGACAAUUGUUUCUCCCAAUUUAAACAGACCUUAUUUGUUAUGAAGCUAUUUAACAGCACAAAUCUAAGGUAUCCUAUCACGCUGUCUGCUUCCUGUUCCAGAGAGUUAGAAAGAAGUAAUAGGAGGCUGCAAGAGUAACUGUGUGUCCCAACUUCACCCUCCUCCCAGCCUUCUAUUUCUCUCGGCUUGGAGUAAUUCGUAUCGAUUGUUUUGUGCAACUGGAUACAGAGGUGUUUCAGUUGGACUCGCACACUAUCUCAUGUCUCCACCUCUGAUAGGAAAGGUGUGAGGGAAGAGGGAGGAAGUCAGGGGCAGACAAGUCUAUGACCCCACCUUAGCUUUCAUGGAGGAGUUUAAAUGGGAGAUCUAUGGUUGAAUAUGAGUUACCUCAAAUACAAAAAACAUAAUUUAGAAGAUUUCUGAGAAGUCAUGGACCUCAGACAAUUCACAGUACUGUAGAUCUUUGAAAUACACCAGACUGUUUGUGAAGAUCCGUCCUUUCUACAAUGGCAAUGGGUGCAAUCUGUGUGUGGGUUUUCACAGAGCUCCACAGGGGUCUCAAUGUCUGAGUCUUCCAUCUGCUGUUUUGUCUGCUGUUUUGUCUGUCUUGUCUUGUCUCUUCCAGUGUCGGGUCUGUCCUGUUUCCAUGUUCUCUCUGUGUGAGCGCUUGUUAAAUGUAUUUGUAAGUGUUUGUGUGCGUGAGAAAGCCAGAAAGUGCUCGAUUUUGCAAUUACGUGUGAAAAUGUCCUCGUCACUGAAUUGUCUGGGUCUCCAUGUGGUGUCUGAUUGAACGAAACUGAUCUCAGGCUUUAUCCGACUCAGUUCUGGUCCCUCCAUUGAUUUCCCAUAGGAGCACACUUCACCAGGCAUCAGCACAGCCAUGCUACCUCCUGCCGACACUUUCACCUGGGUGCUCCCCAGGCGCCCAUCUCAGCAGAGUUUCCUCUGGGUCACGCCAGCCAGCAGCCUCAGACAGGCCUGGCCACCCACCUGCCCCCGGCGCAUCACCCGCCACCGCCCCUCACUGCCCUGCCCGCACCCCCGCAGUUCCAGGAUGUGCCAGGGCCACCAUUCCUACCUCAGGCCUUACACCAGCAAUACCUCAUCCAGCAGCAGCUUAUAGAAGCGCAGCACCGCAGGAUCCUACCACACUCAAGGUGAAAAUCUGAUGAUCGAUAUUUAAUUCAACAUGAAAUGAAAUAAUAGUAGAUUAAUCAUGGUACCAAAAGUUCAAUUGCAAAAUCCACAAAGUGAAAAAACAAAUCAGUCUUUAAACCUAGUGUCUUUAUCUUGUCUUUGUUUCAGAAGAACCCAGGAGCGUAUACCCCUGAACCCCCACAGACUGCGUUCAGGCUACGAGUACUCCCCACCCCUCCACGUCCCUCAACCAAUGACACAGCAGCAGCGCUACCUGGCUGAAGGCACUGACUGGUGAGCCCCCCUGUCGGAGAUUAACAUGAGUCCUGUGGAGUCCAAAAAUGAUCCUGUCCUGUCAUCUGUGCACCCAUCUGUCUGUUUGUCACACUGCCUGUCAUGGCUGACAAUGAUGAUUUAGUCCCUUGUCUGUCUGUCUGCCUGCAGGGAUCUCAGCGUCGACACUGGCCUUCCUCAUCAUCAGUACCAGCUCCAGCAGCUUCCGCAGCACUAUCAGCACUACCUGGCCUCCCCGCGAAUGCAUCACUUUCCAAGGAACACAUCAUCUGCACAAGUGGUAUGUUAAACACUACAAUAUAUUUAGAAUGUACAAUUGCCUAUUGCUUUUCAGUAUCACACAUUAUACCACAGCUAGUUCAAACCAAGUAAUCUGAUUGGAUAAGGAUAACAAAAGUAGGUGUAUCACUCCACUUACUAAUAAACAUCAUGGCAGAAAAUCUAAAUCUUUUUUUAUUAAAGCUCCUGUGAGGAGUUUUUUUUUAUCUCCAAGAAACAGACUGAAAUUUAUUUUGAUGGUUUUCCAUGAUAUCCAAAAACAAAAUAGAUCAUCAGCAACAUGAAUUCUGAUUCCUGAAUGUUAUUUUUUAUGCCCGAAACCACUGCAAGGGGGUAGGUGUCAGCCAAGCAGACCUGUUUUAAUGAUGUCCAUAUAAAAUAUUUUCACUUAAAGGGAUAUUCCGUCGUAAAAUUAAUUUAGGGUCAAACAUGCCGUAACACCGAGUUAGACAUCCCAUCGAGAGAUGAAUGUUGCCGACCGCUUGCUUCUCAAGUUAUACCAACUUUUGUAACAACCGCAUGAUAGUAAUACACAGCGGUCUGAGGAGCCAUAAACAAACCUCAACCAAAAUGCCACUCUAUAGCCACAAAUAAUGCUCAGAACAACACCUAACUUCAUCAACAGUACAUAUAGGGUCCCAGCCAUAGCACUAGCCACCAAAUAUCUUUUUAGCUUUGCCUAAUUUUUUUUAGCAAUACGUGACCCAGAUGCUGAAUGUCAGCAUCUGGGUCUGUGUUUAAAGCUUUUUUACCAUUUUUUAAUAACUCAUAGCCUUAUUCAGGACAUAACUGGUACCUGUAUGCUGAUGCGAUGUUGUAUAGCCACAGUCAUGCAAACAAAAAGUGAAAAUUUCAUUCAUAACUUUGAUAAAAAAUAAACUAUAAUCACCUGAACUUAAUUGGUACCUUAAUCUCAAGAGACUCUGUCUAGGUUUUCAGGACUAUAUCAUGGUUUGGGGCAGAACAGUAUGUUAGUAUUGGUUCUACAAAUCUAGGGUUUCUAUUUAGACAGUGACCCACAACUUAAAAAAUGUUUGUUCCAUCUACAGUAUUUAAACAAAGUAUGUCCUUUCUCACUAAGAGUGCAUCAAAGCAAUGGACAAAACUAUGUCUGACUGCUGGGUUAUUAUUACAAGAGUUAUAAAAUGAGGCUUCUCUUAUUCUCUUAGGUUGUGCAUGAAAUCAGAAACUACCCAUACCCCCAGCUGCACCUGUUGGCACUGCAAAGUCUGAAUCCUUCGAGGCACGCCACAGCUGUCCGAGAAAGUUAUGAGGUAUUUCUGUCUUUUAUAAACACUUAAGUGUCGGGGAGCUUGAAACUGCUGCCACACUGUUAUGUUCUGAUUAAACUCAAUGUACUCAAGCACGUCAUGAACUUGUCUGAUCAGGAUUUUAUCUUUAUAACUAAGCUGUUACAUAAUUAUUGUUGUAUUGAUUUUGUCAUAAUGUAUGUUGACUUUUGCUCCAGGAGCUGUUGCAGCUGGAAGACCGGCUUGGGAGUGUCAGCAGAGGAGCUGUUCAGACAACCAUAGAGAGGUUCACCUUUCCACACAAGUACAAAAAGGUAAAAGAUGAUGGCACACAGACACAUUAACUGGUAGUUGAUUUACAAUAGGCUCUUUUAGCCUAACCUUUUGUCUCUGUGUAAUCUGACCUGCUAACAGAGAAAGCCCCUGCAGCUGAAGAUUGGGGAGGAGGAGGAAACAGAUGUGGAUGAGAAGUGCACCAUCUGUUUGUCCAUGUUGGAGGACGGGGAGGAUGUCAGGUCAGAAAUCUCAAAAUUACGAAAAAUUUCAAAAACAUACACGUUGAUGUGUUUUAAAGGAUUUUAUAGAUGAUUUAGGUUAAACAGCAAUAAAAAAAGAAUUUUAGUUUGCAGAAUCUGAUAAAUUUGUUAAAGGGAUAUUCCGGCUUAAAAUUAAUUUAGGGUAAUAAAACACCAUAACACAGACUUAGACACCCCCUCGAGAGAUGAAUGUUCCUGACCGCUUGCUUUUCUAGUUACACCAACUUUAGUAACAACCGCACAAUAGCAAUGCAGAAAGCCACACUCUCAACCAAAACACCACUCUGUAGCCACAAAAAAUGCUCAGAACAGCACCUAACUUCAUCAACAGUACAAAUAGGGUCCCAGCCACAGCACUAGCCACCAAACAUCUUUUUAAGUUUGCCUAAUUUCUUUAGCAAAGAGACUAAACACAACUCACCUACUCUCUUUCAGCAGCCGCUUGUUUGUAGUGAAACCUCAGGUCAGUCCAUUACGAACUACAGCAGGGUGACGCAGCUCAAGGAAGAACAUUUUUGAUCAUUACUUUAUAAUUUUAUUGAGUAAUAAUCACCAUAUUAAUCAUUUUGCACUGCAGAUGCAGUAGUUGCCUUAGCGUCUCGAUCUGAUUGCAUUUCCAUGAAGAAAUUAUCAUAAAUGUUCUUCCUUGAGCUGCGUCACCCUGCUGUAGUCUGUAAUGGACUGACCUGAAGUCUCACUACAAACAAGCAGCUGCUGGAGGAGAGUAGGUGAGUUGUGUUUAGUCUCUUUGCUAAAGAAAUCAGGCAAAGCUAAAAAGACCCUAUAUGCACUGUUGAUAAAGUUAGGUGCAGUUCUUAGCAUUAUUUGUGGGCAUAGAGUGGCAUUUUGGUUGAGCUAGAGAAGCAAGCGGUCGGCAACAUUCAUCUCUCAACAGAGUGUCUAACUCGGUGUUACAGUGUGUUUGACCCUGACUUAAUUUUACGCCGGAAUAUUCCUUUAAGCCAAGCUGACCUUAAUUAUUUAAAGGAUGGACUACAGAGUCAAAUCUGGACUCUUGUUUAACUCUCUGUCAGAGAACAUAUGUGAGCAUGUGCACAUACACAUUCAUCAAAAAUCAAGUUGGGGGGUACGAUGUGGGGACUGGAGUAUCACCUUGGGACGAGGAAAGCGUCUCGGUUUACAGCAUAUGGAGUCUCAGCUGUCUGUGCAGCUCUGAGGGUCGAUGACUCAACAGAAGUCGUCUCUUCAUGCCUGGGUUGAAAAAACUACCUCUCUGCAGGAUUUAGGAGUUCCCUGCAAGUACAUAACUGCCUCCUCUGAGAGGCACCGAUGCUUGCUGAUGUGAAUUAACACUGUCCCUGUGUGUGUCUGUGUCUCUGUGUCCUCCAGGAGACUACCCUGCAUGCACCUCUUCCACCAAGGCUGCGUGGACCAAUGGCUGGCCACAAGCAGGAAGUGUCCCAUCUGUCGGGUUGACAUCGAAACACAGCUGAACCCUGACAGCUGAUGAGAUUCAAACCCCCCACCACCUUUCCUCUCAUGUGGUUCUUGCUUUCUUCCACCCUUUCCUCCUCCCCCUCGUUGGGUGCUUUUGCCAAAUGUCUCCAGACGUCAUGUGACAUCACCACCCUACUUCUUCUGACUCACGCUUUAACUGAGCCAAGCCAGGACAGCUAACUGCACGAGAGGCCGCCAAGGACUCUCUCUCUCUCUCUCUCUCUCUCUCUCUUUAAAGAAGCACAUCCUUCUGGAGGCAAAAGACACACACAAACACACACACACAUACUCAUGUACACAGGGUUUACUUGUAGCUUGCUGGUUGUAAGUGGGGUGUUGUUGCUGUUGUGGUGUUGUACUGUAGGUAGCCACGGGCUGUGUAGCAUGUCCUCAAAGCCAUGACUUAAUGUCCUGAGAGUGAAAAACACAUAACCUUACACUGAGCUGGCUACUUUUCUCUUACUCUCUCUCUCUCUUUCUAAAUAUAUAAAUAUAUAUACAAAUAUAUAUUUCUCUCUUUUAAACACAAUUCAAUCAAAGUGAAUAUUCUGCCACACAAGAAAACCUAAAUGCUCUGAUGCCAUGUUUACCUAAAGAUCAUUUGUGGUCGUGGUAGAGUAGCAGUAACCAAUAAGUGAUAAUCUGGUGCGCUGUUGCUGCACUAGCUAGCUAAGUGUUUUAAUUCUAUCAUGCAGCUUUGACAUUUUGCAAUAUAUUUACCUUGGAUUGGUGUCGUGCGAGUAGGUCUCUUUCACUGCCGUGAAAAGCCGAGCCAAGUGAUCGAGUUGUCAUGUGUGUGUUGUAAAACUUCAAAAUAGGUAGAAAGUGUUCUCACCAAAAUGCAUUAUGUCACUGUGUAGCUUGAGCCUCAAGCAGGUUUACGUGUGUGCUCGGCCCUGUUGUGUGCGUGACUUAAGGAAUGUGUUGAAGUAACGCGUGGAUGUUUGGAACAUGCAAAUAUGAGCGUGUGUGUAACACUUAAAACUUGCUGUAGGUUAACAGCAUGGCCACUGGAGUGCUUAUGAAACACAAAGCCAAAAAAGGAUGAAGAAAAAGGAAACUAUUGUGCACUGCAGAGGAAAGUAGGAGGAAGAUUUAGCUGCCCUUGUACCUGAAUCUUUGUCUGGCGUGGGGCCAGCGGCAGAACAGUGUGUGCUUCAAAAAAAUGCAUGUUUCUUUGUCGACUUGGGCGGCUGCUUUGGUAGCGUUUCUGCAGUUUCAAACGGUACAGAGAUGGCUUUGCAUGACUUAGUUAAUCUGAGCUGUGACUAUCUUCUUAACACUAACAAACAAACAAAAAAAAAUGAGCACGGUGUCAGUGGCUGCUCCCCCUGACUUGUAGCGUGUGUUCAUCUGGUCCCUUUUGUGGCAGCGCUGGGAUCCUCUUUUUGAUGUUUACCUUAAUGCCUAAAGAACAAGCACAUGUGACAAUAGUUAUAUAGCAACAAAAGAUUUUUCCUUGGUAUUGCAUUUGGUUUAUAUUUAGGUCUAGAUUCAUGCAGUGUUUCAGCGGAGAGGAGCUUACGUAUUGAUCUUGUGUAUUUGUGUGACAGACCUCCCCUUGUGGUUGCUAUGCUGGUUGCUAUGCUGUAUUGCUAGAACAUGUAGAACGUGGUGAGACGGAGGCAGCCUGGCUCUUGCAGUGCACACAGACAAAAAACAGCACAACAGGAAGGGGGCUGUUAAGAUGAGACAGUCCCUUCUAUCACUAAAGCUGCGUUUCCACCAAAAAUACCCAGAACUGUUAGUACCAUGAGCUGUUUUUCUAACUUAAAGGUUCCUCAAGCUCCAAGUCAUCCGCAUUUCCGCUGAGAUCUAAAGACCCAUGAUCAAACAUCUUUGUCUGCUGAGCUGUCAAAGAGUCUCUGAAUACCCUGAGUGCUAAUCAGUAAAGUUCAGAGCUGUGAGGUGAGACAGCAAAGUACAGGUACAUUUAGAAAGUACUACUUUUCUAGCAGGGAUUUUUAAGGUGUGGAGCCCUAAAAUCUUUAUACUUUCAGUCUCCUUAAGUCUUUAUUUCUUGAAGAAAGUCUUUGUUGUGGAACAGAUGAACAAUCCAACUGGUCUUUCUUUUUGAAAAGGAUACCUUUAAGGUUUUUUUAAGAGAUUAAAAAGUUCCUCUUGCCUGCUGAAGAUUGAGCCAAACAUCAGCAAAAUACUGCUAGUACUCAACAGACCAAAAGUGUUCAGUGCUCUUCAGAUACUACCCAAGAGUUCCUGUACUUUCAGAGAGUACUAUUCCCUACAGGGAACUUUUGCAGGGAUAAAAUAAAGUCCCUGGAACCCUAAAGGUCCUUUCACACCGGGACCGUUUUUGUCAUGCGAUUAUUUCGGACAUCAAUAUUUUUUUUUGAACCCGUAUCCUGUCAAUACAAGCGGUGACAUCAGUGACGUUUUCCCAUUCUGCGAUAUUGCGGCAUUUAUUUUUUGUGUCACGCUCAGUCUUUGUUUUAACUUUCAUCUGUGCUAAGUAACUUUAGCUCAUAAGCUAACCUGUUCAGAUACAACAUACCAUAUGUAUUUUCACUGUCUCAAACUCAAUCGCGUUGCUGUCACAGCACCAUUAGGUCUCGGUUGUUACCUUACGUUUAUGGAUUAUAGUUUAAUGUGCUUAUCUGGUACUGGCCCCGACUCAGUACAUGCUAUCAUGUCAGACAGCCAUCUUAACACUAGUGUCUAAUCAGAACUGAAAAACAGUCAGUCUGCUGUUGUGUCAGUCUUCUUGCUUCCACCUGGGACGCGUCUUUUUUCCCCCUGGAAAGUCGCAAAAUCGCAUCAGGCUUGAUGUGUAUAGUCAGGCGCGUCAAAAUUCGCCUCAGGUUAUUUUGUAAUUUCGCGUUGGAUAUUUGCGUCGAUCCUGGUGUGUAAGGACCUUUAAGGUGACAGUGCUGGACAAACAUUCUGUUGGGCUCUUGCUAACAGGUUUCGUUGAUUGUUUUGGUACACAAUAGACCAAUCUGGAGACAACCUGAUAGUAGCGUGUUGAAAGAGGGCAUGUCGCCACCUACUGUAACAGAGUCGAACACGCUUCUGUUAAUAAUUUAAUUCUUGCCCAGUGCUUGUAAACUCAGACAAGGACAGUAGUCCAGUUAAAUUGCCUAAUCGAGCUGAUCUUAUGUAAUGUUUCCAGUUCUCGGUCUGAGCUCUCAAGGUGAAAACGCAGCAUUAGUCUGACUGGUCUGCUUUCUGUUAAAGGACACCUUUGGGACCUUUGCUUUGAAAGUGAAGAACUGGUCUUGAUGGUCAUGGAGCACGGAUCAGUUUUCCCUGUCUUGUGUGCUGCUGGUGUUAACGCUGCCUCCUCCUGUAGUGGAGUCAUCUGUGAUGAAGUUUUCAUAGUUUACACAGGGUGUUGUCAGUUGAAAUGCCUUAAGUAUUUAACAAUCAUAAUUUAUUACUAACUGUAGAUAUUGUGGGUAUGUAUUUAAUUUUAUAUAGUUUUCUUUCUUGGGAGGGGUGGGGGGUGGGGUUGGGCGAUCGAAUCAUAAUUUAUUUAUUUAGAAAUAACAAAAAUGCUAUGAAAAAAACAAUUACCUCAUUUUUGCAUUGUUUUAAAUGGGAAUGCUUUGCAUGCAGUUGUACUAUUUGGAACACUAAAGUUAAAGAUGCCCUGCUGUUUGAUCUUCACAAGCUGGCUGUGCGAUGUUUACUGUCCAACGCUGAGCUACUGAGCCCGCUCUUUGUCUCUCUUUCUCUCUCUCUCUCUCUCUCUCUCUCAAUCUAUCUCUCUCUAUCUAUCCAUCUCUCUCUCUCUUUCUAUUUCUAUAUCUCUCUCUAUCUCUCUCCCUCUAUCUAUCUCUCUUUUUAUCUGUCACUAUCUCAUGUGGUGCUGUGGAUCUUGGUUACAUUCCAUUCAAUGCAAUUUCUCUGAUCCCCCAUGCUGUGAUGUAGUGGACAAACUGCAAUGAAGUGAAUCUUUUUUAGUUUGUGAUUUUUUGUUUUGCACUCACUUGUUUAACUAUGGGAACCCUCUCACUGGCAAAAAACAGUUAGUAUAGAUAAUUUUGAUAUUAUCUCUAAGAACAUGUUUUUUUUUUUUGUAUGCUCUGCUUCUCACAAUGCACUAUGGGUCUUAAUGAUCAUCAGUGAAGCAUGUUCCUAUACUUUAACUCUUUGUAUCUAUCUUGAUUUUUUUUCUCGUCUCCCUUGUGUUUCUCUUUGUUCGACUUAAACAUAACAAGUGCCUCGCUUUAAGUGUUAGGAGAUAUUUCCAUCUUCCCCAAACCAUCAAAACAAUCAGUCCAUGAAGCCACCAUGCCUUAUUGGUUUCAUUAUAAUUCAAAUGAAGGAGCUAGGACAAUAUUUGGAAGGGAUGUACAAAAGCCAUUACUCUCAAAAUUUAAGCAAAACAGCUGCUGGUUUGUGAUGCUACUGCAUUACAUAUUGUUGAAAUAGUUCUUUAAAGAGGCAUGUUUCACUGUGGGCUUUACAACUACUACAAAACUCCCACUUUAGUUAAUUUCAGUUUCUUUUCUCCUCCUUUUUGCUUCUCUUUUUUUCUUGUUUUACCGUCCAUCUCUCCUCUCAGAAUCUCUCCUUUGUUUCCUUUCAUUCUAAAAAGGAAGGCAAGGAUUUUAAAGCACAACCUUUUCUAAAAAUGCAUGUUUUCUCAGGUUUCAAUAUAGUCUCAAUGGUUUAAUAGUAUAUGGUGAAAAAUGUAUACAAAGAAUAUAACAGAAUAAAAAAAUAUGAAUUUUGUUGCUGUUUGAAACUGACGAACAAAGCUGAAGAGAAAAUAUCCCAAAAAGUGCCAGUGAAAGGGCUGCCGCCAUCCUUGUAUGAAAAUCUGCUGUUUUAGCUGUGACUGCGCAAUGUUUUUCAAUAUAGGAUAUUUUAUCUGAAAACAGAACUAUUUAUCAUUAAUAUUAAAGCAAUAGCGCAUUAAGUGAUGAGUGUGUUGAUAAGAGAAAUGGAUGAGCAUAUUAUGCGUAAAUGUUAGAUUCACAUGUGGUGGAAUUUUGUACUUAAUUUAUUAUUACUACUAAUAAUGAUGAUAAUGAUUUCAAAAGUUGCAUUGCUAAACCCAAACCGUUUUGUUUUGUUUUUUAAUUUGAAUUUUAUUUCAUGGCUUGUAUAUUAUCCUUUUGUAUGUGCUCUUUUUGUAAUAAAUUGCAUAAAAUGGACGAGCUUGUUUCCAUGUCUUUUGUUUCAGUCUUUCCCCAAAAUGAAAAAUGUGAUUCCAACUUGACGCAGAUAUUACAUAAGAUGAAAAAUUUUUUUAAAUCUGCUGUAUGAUUACUUUGUAUUGUACAACAGAGUAUUUAGGGCCACAUUAUUUAAAAAAAGGCUGAGAUUAAAGUCAUAAAUUUAUGAGAAUAAAGUCGUACUAAAAUCAUUCCUUACAAGAAUAAAGUUGUAAUAAAAUCACUACUGUAGAAUUAAGUUGUAAUAACGUAAUUAAUAACUAGAAUAAAGUCGUAAUAAAAUAAUUUCUCAUGAGAAUAAAGUCAUAAUAAAGUAAUUUCUUACGGAAAUAAAGUUGUAAUAAAGUAGUUAUGAGAAUAAAGUCAUAAUAGUAUAAUUACUUACGAGAAUAGAGUUGUAAUAAAGUAGUUACUUAGGAGAAUAAAGUCGUAAUAAGGUAAUUACUUACGAGAAUGAAGUCGUAAUAAAAUAAUUUCUUGUGAGAAUUAAGUCCUAAUUAACUACUACUAUACUUAUGAUAAUGUGGUGCUGAUGUGCCAAAAGAUUAAGUAUCUUCUUGUUUGGGAGACCUAUAUUGAAGUACAUUUUUAUGAAAUGCUCCACAGCUCUCAUUGUCAUCUUAAACAACAGGUUAGAAUAUAAAGAUUUUAUUCUGACUUUACUCUUGUAAGUAAUUAUUUUAUUUUGACUCUAUUCUUGUAAGUAAUGAUUUUAUCACGACUUAAUCCUCGUAAGGAAUUACUUUAUUAUGACUGUAUUCUUGUUAGUAAUGACUUUGUUCCCGUAAGUUAACAACUUUAAUCUCAGAGUCUUAAAUUUUCCUUUUCCUAAUGUGGCCCUAUUACUCGUCGUAAUAUUGGACUUAACUUUGAAAUAAAUCUUCUUAACUUCAGUUUCUUCAUGCACCUCUUCUCUAACUUCUAACUGUUUGAGCUGAUAAAUCUGAGUUAUGUUCAAUCACCUUCAAACCAUUCUUGUUAUAAGAUAAAUAUUCUUGCAGUUUUUUAAUGAAGUUCUGUUAUUGUUGUUGUAGAUGUUGUUUGCAUGGAUGCACCAUCAAAAAAGACAAGAUGAAAUUUUCGUCUGAGUAUUACAAAAGAGUUUAAUCUUUUAUAAAACCUCCUUUGUAACAAAGCGACUGAACAAACCAUCCCUGACAUACGAAACUUAAAAAGAAUGGCACAUUCAGCCUCCGUACCUAAGAAGACAUUGUCACAGGCUGUAUUUCCAGGUAUUUUAAAAUAUUUAACCAAAGUGUCAUAAAAAAAAAGAUCCUUUGAGUGUAAAAAUGUUCUCCCUUCCUGAGUUUUAAAAACUUCCCAGAGCAGAAUCUCUUUGGUAACUUCUACUGAGCAUGAGUGGAGAUCUCUCUGCAGUGGUAGUUUUCAUAAAUAAAUAAUACUUCUACUAAUAUUUUGGAUACAAGACCCUGACGAUCUUCCCGUCUGCCUUCUUUGUGUCGAGCCACUUUCCACAGAGGAAAAUUGUAGUAACACCGUUGGCUGUAUUAGUGACUUCCACUCUACCGAGAAGCCAUCCAGGGCUCAAACCAGAAUUGUCAUGUUCUACCCGGACUUUCUGCAGCUCCCCCAUGUCAAGCAUUUCCAGAACAAAACGGUCUGUUUGCUCACGUUCGAAUAGAUUACGAAACUUCUGCCGCAGCUGACGGCAGCCUGAGUCCCCAUUGGAGCCGUGGAUAGUGAUGAAAACGUUGGCAUCUGUGCCCGCUCCCUUCUCAUCACCAGUGAUAACGAUUAUCUCAUACUUGACGGGUACAAGGCUGCGAGCUUUACUGGCAAAGCUCUCAAUGGCCUUAGUGCACUCAAAGGUCAAGAACUCGUCCCUUUUUGGAGAGAGAGGGAUGGCGGCGUUGCAACUGAAGAAGUACCUGGAAAGAUGAGGAGAGAAAACAACUAGUGAGCAACAAAUAACGCUGUAAAGAGAGAAAUGAAUGACCUCAGCCUUUACCAUACUCACAGAGCAGCAGAGGUGGGCACAGCUAAUCAAAAACUCUGUUAAUCCGUUAACAAAGGUGUCAGCUUUGAUCAAAGUGAAUACAUUAAUCCAGUUUGAAAUUAGCUCAAGUUUACAAUAAUGUUAGCCUAAAAAAAACCUGUUGAAAGCCUGAUGGUUCACUCCCCCUCCUGCUGCAACAGGGAUCCAUCAAAUUUAAAAGGCUGCAUGCUCUCACCCAAGUUGUUUGUGAUUCAUUUUACCAUGUCAGAGCAAGAAGUCGAUUCUCCUCCUUUCUCAGGUAAAUAACCAUUAGGAGAAAUGAUAUACCUUACAGUGAGAAUUACUGUUUUUAGUGAUCCAGCGAGAACCAGCUCUCUCAACUCCUGAACAGCUCUUCAUAGCACCAGCAUUACAAUCAGGCACAAGAGGUGGCUUUCAGAGCAGAGUCAUUUACCAUUUAGAGUCAUUCACCAUUAUUUCACCAGGCUCCCUGCCUCUGCAUUGAUACUGUCUAUAAUACUUUCUGCCCAGGUAAGAGCAAAGAAAUUGAGCCUACAAAGAACAAUUAACAGAUUGAUGGACGUGUGCCCAACUCUUCAGGACAGUCAUAUCUCACCAACAUCAUGCAAGGUGUUUGAAGCUCAAAUGCUGCCAUAAUGUCAUACUGCAGUGUUUCAGGUUUCAAAUCAUAUACCAACAAAAAAAAAAUACAUCAGUUGCUAUUUUAUAUCCUCUAUAAUCAUUUGUGACUAAAAUCAGAAUGUACAUAGGACAUACAAUAGCUUCAUUUUUAUAGAUAAAAUAUCUUUUUAUUACUGGCCAAUAUUAUCUUGAGCAUUCACGACUUUCAGCAUAUUGCAUUAAAGUUUUAUACAAAUAAAGUCUGAAUGAUUGAGAGAAUUGAUGCUUCUGUCAUGAAAAGGUUUUAAUUUAUCAAACAAUAAUGGACAAAGGUUGUGUCCUUUUGUUACCUGUUGUCUUAAUAAGGGAUGAUGUAUAGUGAACUAAUGGUUAUGUAAUCCAGAAACCCUUCAGGGGGAACAAGACCCUCAAAAACUCAACACUUCCAGGGCCACAGAGUCUUAUCAGUCACCUUGAGGGACAAAUUCAUGUAAACUGAACAUUUUCAGUGAAGGUUACAUUGGAUAAGGUGAUAUAGUUAGAACUUUUAACACUGUUACUAUUUCUAUCUAUUUAUUUUUUAAAAUGGGAACAGUACAUUUUGAUGAACAUUUACAUGUAAAUAUUUGGGAUUAUAGCCAAAUUGAUCCCAGUCAAUUUCCCCAGUCCCAUCUAUUAUUAUUACCACUUAGAUUUGAGCUAGUUUAUCGUGCUUGGAGGUUCAGAGAUGAACUCACCAGCUCUGUUGCCAUUGUUGGGAUUGUAAGACAGGAUCUUGCUCAGCUUUUCCUUUUCAGAGCUGGUUGGGGUCCAGUAGCUCCUCAGGCUGUUCUCACAUAUGUGCCUGGUAACUGUCAUUAUUAUUUCAAGGCUCUGAAGACCAGCCUGAGAUGGAAACUGACUUUUUUUUCUUCUUUGUAAACCAACUUGGUAUGUUAAAUUGAAACCAACAUUUUUGCCACAGUGUCAACAGGCAGCAGUGAAAUGAACUGGACUCCCUUCUGUGGAUUGAUCACUCUGGUUAUGAGGUUUUGACCAAUCAAAAUCAAGCAAGUAACAGACAGAAAGCAGAGAAAUUAUGAUUUCUAAAAAGGAAACCAAGCUGUGUUGUUACUUCAAUACUGUAGUGAUGGGCAAAUGAACAGUUCUUUUAGAUGUACUGAAUCACUAGAAUCAGUUCACUAAAAAGAUUCAUUCAAAAUAUUUGUUCAUCAUAUCACCGAAUCAUUCAGCAUUUGGCAGGAGGAGCCUGAGACUUCGACCUCCUGAACUGAUACUCAGAUGAACGGUUCAGGAUUCAGUUCAAUUCAUAGCUUCUGGGACAGGGAGAUGAGAGUGUUUGGCUGUGUUGCUUUGGCAAACAGGUUUGUCAUGAAGUUUUAAGUGUACUGUCCUAUGGUAUGCCAUUUAUCAGUACAUUCACUUAAAAGAUUCGGUUCUUUUGAACGAAUUAUUUGCGAAUGACACAACACCACAACACUGUUGAUUUUCACAGUUUCAGACUCGAGUCUCUUUUGUCGCUGAUAAAUCCAGGUAGGAUGAAUUUCUAAGGUUUCCUACUUCCAUGCAAUUUAAAAAUGUUAACACCGAAUCACAAAAUUGUUGCAGCAUUUGCGAUUCCAGCCCUGAGCAUGAUGUCAGAGAGAAAUGGCUGCAGUCUGAUUAUGGUAAGCGGGUGUAGAAGAGGGUCAGUGAGCAGUAACCAAUGUCUUACCUGUUUCCCAGUUCCCUUUCAGUGACGACGACCUCCACCACAUACCAGAAAACCUCCCCCUUUACUUUCUUUCCAUCCUUGGGUGUGUGUCCCAGGCAGAUACCAACAAUGUCCCCCAGGUUCUUGGAUGAAAACUCAAACCUGUCCACAUUUCCCCUACAAAGAGAUUCAUAUGAUCCUGUCAGUAUGAGCAGUUUUCUCAUCAGUCAGACAACAUGCUCAAAAUACACGUUUCGACUCAUUUAUCAAGUGUCUGAAUGAAUUUUCUUCAGGAUGAUGUAAUGUCUUAAGAGUGGAUUGCAGCAUUUCUCUGAGCUCAAGUGCUUGCUGCUGGUAGGAUUAUCAUAAUAAGUGUAAAGGUGGAAAAAGAGGGGAAGAAAAUACGUUUCUUUAAGCAGGUUCACGCAGACAAGUUGCAGCUCACUGAGCUAAUCUCACACAUAAGUACCCACCGCAAAAACCUCUUCUUCUUUGAGGAGUUCUCCAUUACGAAUUCUUUUGAUCGGCCCUUUUUCCCCUCAAGUACAAUCCAAGCGUUUUCUUUGGUUUCAGCUUCAGCUGCGUCUCCAGUCGUGGUGCAUAUUUCAUAUUCUUAAGAGAGGUAGAAAACAUGUUCAGUUUCAUCCUUAAUGUCUUAAUUCUAACAGAGAACAUACACCAAACUCUCAACACAAUGGUGAAUAAGAUUGUAUACAAUUAGACCCCAUUUUUGAUGAACAAAUUAUAAGAGACCAGUGGUAUUAAACUACAGAGGAGAUGUUGCUGAAUCAAACAGGACUGAAGUCUGAAAUCUUAAAACAUCUGUAUGUGUUGUAAACACAAGGCUUACUCGUCUUCUCGUUGAGGUCCAGAUAAUCGUUGUUAGCACAGGCCAGUUCUCUCAUUAUCUGUCCGUCGUCAUCAUUCUUAGCGAGCCAGCGGUCACAGGGAAAACGAAAUGUUUUAUCCAUGAUCUCAUCCUUCACAUCGACAUAAUCCAGGUGCCAUCCUGGGGCAGGGCCUGGGUGUAACGAGGUCAGGAGGCAAAAGAGACAGAAAGUGAAAAUAGAGGCUGAUGUCUGUGUU
Molecule: messenger RNA, 21983 nt
Organism: Xyrichtys novacula (pearly razorfish)
Lineage: Eukaryota; Metazoa; Chordata; Actinopteri; Labriformes; Labridae
Source: the annotation of a GenBank genome assembly